Trichoderma breve is the source of this 1935-nucleotide messenger RNA. Its product is annotated as fungal specific transcription factor domain-containing protein. Gene Ontology annotation, molecular function: zinc ion binding; DNA-binding transcription factor activity, RNA polymerase II-specific; DNA binding. The record is from RefSeq and is a predicted model, not a curated record. The coding region runs from base 1 to 1935 and encodes 644 amino acids. The transcript is spliced from 6 exons. Gene Ontology annotation, biological process: DNA-templated transcription; regulation of DNA-templated transcription. Lineage: Eukaryota; Fungi; Ascomycota; Sordariomycetes; Hypocreales; Hypocreaceae.
AUGGUGGCUGAAAGGCGUGCUUGCGACGCUUGUUAUAAGCGGAAGAUCCAAUGCGAUCGAUCCGAACACGAUGAACUAUGCAACUGGUGCCGACACCAUGAUCUCCCCUGCACACUUAACCGAAUUAGGGGCAGGAAGAAGAAAACUAAGAGCUCAACCGAGAGUCUUGUCAAACGCCUUGAGCGAAUAGAACAAGGCAUAGCUAGGGCAAAGGCUAUCAAGCAAGGCGUGCAGAUACCUCCUGCUACUACUUCUGCUGCUGCUGCUACUUCUAUUGCUACUGCUAUUACUGCGGCUCCCGCUGCCGCCUCUCCAGCCUCAUUGGCUCCCUCUGACGGCUCCAGCCAAUUUCAUAGGAAGAUUACCCACGGUCAGGUCUGGUUUUCGGGCCAGAAGUUUGCUGCCAUCUGUUCCCGAAAUGGCAUUCCCCAUUUUACCUCUCUAGGAGAGCAGUGGAUAUACUCAAGAACAGGGCUAUGGCCUCAUUUCCGUAACGACGAUGCUUUUGCUUUCAGAGAAACGGAUCAUGUCCCCUCUGCGGCUUCAGCACUCCAGUCUUUGAAGGGGCCUGCGAAGCAGGCUGAGAUACAAAAGCUUCCGGAAAGAUGGAUCACACAGGCGUUGCUUGAUACGUUUACAGCAUCUGACUUUCGCCUCGUCUUCCCCGUGGUGGAACGCGAGUUAUUCGAGGAAACAAUACGAGUAGCGUAUGGUGCGCCAGUCACAGAUGCGACGAUUGAGGAGAUUGGUAGUAAAGCCUGUGUGCUUGCUUUUCUUUGUGUCACUAGUCAUCAUUUUGCUACUCAGGAUGCUGCCAAGCUUGUCGAUAGCGAUGCCUGUGCCAAGCAAGCGCAGUUGCUGAUAUCAGACUUUGUUGAAGACGCGAGCCUCACGACUUUGCAAGUAAUGGUCAUGCUGUUCCUCAAUGAGACACUAUGCGGCCAUUUGCAGGGGGCGUGCAUGUAUCACUCUAUCGCAUGUCGUACCGUUUGUAUCCUUGGAGGACACACUAUCGCCAACGAUCCACAUAAAACCACCAACCUCACUUUUCAGGAGCUUGAAGAACGCCAAAUCCGCCGACUCUUUUGGCUCUGCUAUCUCUUUGACAAAGACAUAGCUUUGAGAAACGGCCAGCCGCCCAUCAUCAGCGACGAAUUUUGCGAUCUUACCCUCCCCCAAGACUACAUAGCAAACCGCUUCUCGGAAGAGGCUUUCUCAGCCACAACCAGUUCUCAGGUGCCGUUUCUCCCUAGUGACUUACGUCUAAGUCUGCUUAAAUCGAAGGCUGUCAGCGCUCUCUACUCCGCCGGCUCGCUACGAAAGUCGGAUGCUGAGCUGCUCCGUACCAUCCGUGAACUUGACGAAGACCUGGAAAACUGGCGCGCUUCAAUUCCAUCGGAAUACGCGCCCGCGUUAUCUAUUCGCCAACAUGUCAAGCUUGCUGACACUCUGAACAUCAACACCAGUAUGCUGCAUAUCGAGCUGCACUUGGACUACCACUAUCUCUUGAACAUGAUACACUGCGCCAGUGGCCGAUGUGUGGUAGACUGGAGUGAGUCUGGGAAGGAAAUGAUUUUCGGCUUACAGUCCAGUCUUGACUUAUCCGUCGAGGCCAGCCGAUCGACUCUCAUCUAUCUGAGAGAAGCUGCACCACGACUGGCCGGUGAAGCGUUUUGGGUUUUCAUCUUUUACCCCGUUUCAGCCCUUUUGAGCAUAUUCUUCAAUCUUUUACGAAACCCUCAACAUGAAUAUGCUGAGCACGAUAUAGGCCUGUUGGCCUCGGCUACCAAAGUCAUUAGAAGCAUGCCUAUGCACAGAGUCACGACCCACGAACUCGAAUAUCUGCGUAGGAUGGACGCGUUUAUCGAGGAGCUAGGCCGUCUCUGCCAAGCAGCAACUGCAAAGGCUCGACAUGAGCACGGUGGAGUAGAGUAA